CUUAGGUUUCGGCAUUGGCUCCAAGAAAAGAGGAGGGAGGUAAAAAUGCAAGCUGUUUUGUUUCCUUGUCUUGCAAGACUUUGUCUAUGGUGGAUGAACCAGAAAUCCGUCUCUGGGUUGUCCCUUUUGGAGGCCUAUUUUGAGUAAACAUUUCUUCAUUUAUCCUCCUCUUUCUCCUUCCUGCACUCUUGUCAAAAGGUGUAGGCACUCAAAAGAAAGAGGGCUCUGUUUUUUGGAGUUGUAUAGCCGUACACAACUGCUGGAUUCUCCCCCCACCCUUUUGAUCCUUGUCUUCACCCAGCUGCCCAGCUUAGGAUAGCAACAAUGUCCGACGCCGCCCCAGACCCUCAGCCCAAAGGUGGCAACGAAGCUGAGAUGUCGGAGGAAGAUAGAAAGAUAAGGCUUGCAUCUCUUAAGCAGAAAGCGAUCAGUGCCUCAAACAAAUACAAACUUUCAAUGAAGAAACGAGGUAGGAGAAACAGCAGCAGAGUGAUGUCUAUCUCAAUUGAAGACGACAUCGACGCAGAAGAAUUACAAGCAGUUGAUGCCUUCCGCCAAGCUCUGAUAUUGGAAGAGCUCCUCCCUGCCAGACAUGAUGAUCAUCACAUGAUGCUCAGAUUCUUAAAGGCUAGAAAGUUUGAUUUUGACAAGACAAAGCAAAUGUGGACUGACAUGCUUCAAUGGAGGAAAGAGUUCGGAUCCGACACAAUCAUGGAGGAGUUUGAAUUCAAGGAGGUUGAUGAAGUGUUGAAGUACUAUCCACAAGGGCAUCAUGGAGUCGACAAGGACGGACGGCCUGUGUACAUCGAACGACUCGGGCAAGUCGAUUCCACCAAGCUCUUGGAGGUGACGACCAUGGAUAGAUACAUCAAUUACCAUGUCCGAGAGUUCGAGAGGACGUUUGUUUUGAAGUUCCCAGCUUGCACCAUUGCAGCUAAGAAGCACAUUGAUCAAAGCACGACCAUCUUGGAUGUCCAAGGAGUGGGACUGAAAAACUUCAACAAAUCUGCUAGGGAGCUUAUCCAGAGGCUGCAGAAGAUUGAUGGUGACAACUAUCCAGAGACUUUGAACAGAAUGUUCAUCAUCAACGCUGGAUCUGGAUUUAGGCUGCUGUGGAACACUGUGAAAUCAUUCCUUGACCCAAAAACGACAGCCAAAAUCCAUGUUCUUGGCAAUAAGUAUCAGCCCAAGUUGCUGGAGAUCAUUGAUGCUAGUGAACUUCCAGAGUUCAUUGGAGGUACUUGCACCUGUGCUGACAAGGGUGGCUGCAUGAGAUCCGACAAGGGACCAUGGAACGACCCAGAAAUUGCCAAGAUGGUUCAAAACGGGGAAGGAAAAUGCAGGAGAAGGUCAUUAUCCAACGUUGAAGAGAAGACCAUCUCUGAAGAUGACAACACAGGAGCCAAGGCAAGUGGUUCAUUCAAAGCAGAAGCAGCUCCUGUGGCAGCUGCAGCACCAGCUGUUGAAUCAGGCAUGUCCCCAAAGCAAGCAAAAUCAACCCCUAUCAUUCAAGAAGUUCCAUCAACCAGAAAGUAUGGCGGUGAGUAUCAACAAUAUGGUCAGUUCAUGCCAGUGGUGGACAAAGCCGUGGAUCCAAGUUGGGCACUUUCAAGUGAGAAAUAUGGUCUUUCCAAAGAUCCAUUUGCUCAUGAAAACUACAAAGUCCCAGAAGGGUUCAGCAACCAAAUAGUUGGAGGAAUAAUGGCUUUGGUGAUGGGAAUAGUGACCAUGGUCCGGCUGACAAGAACCAUGCCAAAGAAGCUCACUGAGGCAGCCAUCUAUAGCAGCACCGUCUACUACGAUGGUUCAAUGGUGAACCGUCCAGCAUUACCGUCCCCCGCCGCGGUGCCUCUGAGCGAUUACAUGACGAUGAUGAAACGUAUGGCGGAGCUAGAAGAGAGGAUCAAUGUUCUCAACAUGCAGCCGGCAGUGAUGCCAGCUGAUAAGGAGGAAAUGCUCAACAUUGCUUUAGGGAAAGUUGAAACUUUGGAACAAGAGCUAGACACAACCAAGAAGGCACUCGAGGAAUCUCUUGCUCGAGAAGCCGAGCUGACCGACUACAUCGAGAAGAAGAAGAAGAAGAAGAUGGUGAACCCAUUCCGCUGGUGAAUGUGAAAUAUAGGAGCUUGGAGAAAUAACUCCAAAAAAAGUUCAUAAUAAAAAAGAAACAUAUAAUUACAGAGAAAGGGUUUCUCCCUCCUCUUUCUCUCUCUCUCUCUCUCUCUCUCUCUCUCUCUCUCUCUCUCUCUCUCUCCCAUUGGUUGUAUGUUGGAAUAUAUUUGAGACAUUGAUUACUUGGUAUUAUUACAUCAAUCAAUGUUCUUUUGUAUA
Messenger RNA from Cucurbita pepo subsp. pepo (vegetable marrow), 2331 nucleotides. Its product is annotated as phosphatidylinositol/phosphatidylcholine transfer protein SFH3. The record is from RefSeq and is a predicted model, not a curated record. Lineage: Eukaryota; Viridiplantae; Streptophyta; Magnoliopsida; Cucurbitales; Cucurbitaceae.